GUUCAAGUGACAAGUACUCGCAGCAGUCGCCUCACUCACCUACUCCCGCGAUGUCCUACUAUUCACGUUCACCUCCACCUCUUCAACACCCAGUCCCGACUCAUCCAGCUUUCAUACCAGAACCGCCUUCAACGCCAGCAUCACCUCAAGGCUACCAACGCUUUGUUAGUUCGCCACCACCAACCCAACAAUAUGCCGCACGAACUCAAUACAAUCCUCCUCCGUUUCAACCAAUCCCAAAUCCUCAACACCAACACAUUCCCGACUUUGCGGCAUGGGGCAUGAACGACAGUACCGCUCAGUUCGGAAUGCACUUAGGUCAAACAGCUGUUGCUGCAGGCCAAGAUUAUGUCCAAAAGAAUUUCGCCGGCAUGAUACCAGUCACCAUGCUCAAACACCACUUCAACGUCUCAAAUUCUUACGUCAUGCACAAACUCCAGCUCGUCGUAUUUCCUUGGCGACAUAAACCCUGGACACGAAAAGUCCGUCGCACAGAGGCUGGUCACACAGAAUGGCAGCCUCCUCGCGACGAUAUCAAUAGCCCUGAUUUGUACAUACCCCUCAUGGCACUCGUCACCUACAUUCUUAUAGCAGCGCUUCAAACAGGCCUUCAAGAACGAUUCCACCCCCAGAUCCUCGGCACAAGCGCAACACGUGCUCUCCUCGUCGUCCUACUCGACUUUCUCUUUGUCCAGUGCGGCUGCUACCUCCUUAAUGUUCAAGGCACGGGUCAGGUGGUAGAUUUGAUCGCUUAUGGCGGGUAUAAGUUUGUCGGCGUCAUCCUCACGCUCUUCGCGGGUCUCCUCAAUCUAGGCACAACGAUAUACACACUCGUAUUCUUGUACGCGUUCGCGGCAAACGCGCUAUUCGUACUUCGCUCCCUUCGCUCAGUGGUCCUUCCCGACUCACCCGCCAAUGUAGGCACUGUCAACCCCGCAUCUAGAAAACGCCGCAUCACAUUCUUGUUCCUGGAGGCUGUUUUGCAAGUCGUAUACAUGGGUAUCUUGGUGAGGGUGUGAGUCUUGGCGUGCUUUCGAGUCGUCGCGCUGUGGUAAUAUAAAAACUACCAUGCAUGCGAGUGUUGAUCGUGAUGAUAUUAAUGUUGAUGGGAGUAUGUGUCAGAUAUUUUCUUUGUGGAGGGUUGUAAGUAGUAGUUCAUCGUGAGCUGAGGUUGAGAACUCGUCUCGACGAUACAUCUCGGCCGGACGCACAAAUCAAGACAAGAAUGUCAAUGGCAUGACCCACCUGUA
Messenger RNA from Suillus discolor, 1250 nucleotides. Its product is annotated as YIF1-domain-containing protein. Gene Ontology annotation, cellular component: endoplasmic reticulum membrane; Golgi membrane; endoplasmic reticulum-Golgi intermediate compartment. NCBI's taxonomy places the organism in Eukaryota, Fungi, Basidiomycota, Agaricomycetes, Boletales, Suillaceae. Bases 51 to 1019 code for a protein of 322 amino acids. The transcript is spliced from 5 exons. Gene Ontology annotation, biological process: endoplasmic reticulum to Golgi vesicle-mediated transport. The record is from RefSeq and is a predicted model, not a curated record.